ACUUAUUAGGAAACAUCUUGUGAGGUUUCUCUGAUGCCACUGAAGUGUUAAAACGUCCACAGACACCAGUCACCUCAGUAUAGAGUGCGUUAUACUUCCCCUCCACUAGAUGGCGCCAUUUCACCCUGGGAGGCGAACACGGACCGCCACGCCUGUAGGCGGACCAGCACAGUCGUAGCCUGUAUCGUCAGACCAGACAUAGGAUACAGACAACAACAGUGACAGAUCAAGACCGCAUUUCUGUUUGCAACCAGCUAUGGGUGUAGUCUGAAAAGUGGAUCCAGUAGCGCACCGCAAUAUACCUCGAAGUUCUAUCCUCAUGAAGGAGCUCCGUCCUGGCUGAGUUUGGGAGAUGGGAGUCCUCAACAUCGCAGACCAGCCUCCUCUGGUCCAGGCCAUCUUCAAUCGUAAUGCUGAAGAAGUUCAACUAUUAUUGCACAAAAAGGAGGAUGUCAAUGCACUGGACCAAGAGCGCCGUACGCCACUUCAUGCUGCUGCCUGUGUGGGGGACGUCCAUAUAAUGGACCUCCUCAUUGAAUCAGGUGCCACUGUUAAUGCUAAAGACCAUAUAUGGUUGACCCCGUUGCACAGGGCGGCUGCUUCCAGGAAUGAAAGGGCAGUGGGUCUGCUGCUGAGGCGCGGAGCAGAGGCAAACGCACGGGACAAGUUCUGGCAGACACCUCUGCAUGUGGCUGCUGCCAACCGUGCCACGCGCUGCGCAGAGACUCUGCUGACCCAGCUGAGCAACCUGAACAUGGCAGAUCGCACUGGCAGAACUGCCCUGCACCACGCAGCUCAGAGUGGGUUCCAGGAGAUGGUGAAGCUGCUGCUGAACAAAGGGGCCAACCUGAGUGCCAUCGAUAAGAAGGAGAGACAGCCCAUCCAUUGUGCUGCUUACUUGGGGCAUUCAGAUGUGGUGAAGUUGCUGGUGUCCCGCAGCGCAGACAAGAACUCUAAGGAUAAGCAAGGCUACACACCUCUUCAUGCUGCUGCUGCCAGCGGUCACAUCGAAAUUGUAAAGUACCUCCUGCGGAUGGGGAUAGAGAUUGAUGAGCCAAACGGCUUUGGCAACACUCCCCUCCAUGUGGCCUGCUACAUGGGGCAGGAGGCUGUGGCUACCGAGCUGGUGAACCACGGAGCUAACGUAAACCAGCCCAACAAGUGCGGCUACACCCCUCUGCACCUGGCCGCCGUCUCCACCAACGGUGCCCUCUGUCUGGAGUUGCUCGUCAACAAUGGGGCAGAUGUCAACCAGCAGAGCAAAGAAGGGAAAAGCCCUUUGCACAUGGCAGCCAUUCAUGGACGCUUCACACGCUCUCAGAUUCUCAUCCAAAAUGGUGGGGAAAUUGACUGUGUGGAUAAGUAUGGCAAUACUCCUCUCCACGUUGCUGCUAAGUACGGCCAUGAACUGCUGAUCAGCACUCUGAUGACCAACGGAGCAGACACGGCCAGACGUGGGAUCCAUGGAAUGUUCCCCUUGCACUUAGCUGUGCUGUACGGGUUUUCAGACUGUUGUCGCAAGUUACUCUCCUCAGGUCAGCUGUAUAGUAUAGUUUCAUCCAUGAGUAAGGAGCACGUACUAUCGGCCGGGUUUGACAUAAACACCCCUGACAACUUUGGGAGGACCUGUCUACACGCUGCUGCCUCUGGAGGAAAUGUUGAAUGUCUGAACUUGCUCUUAAGUAGUGGUACCGACUUGAAUAAGAGGGACAUAAUGGGAAGGACCCCGUUGCACUAUGCGGCUGCUAAUGGGAGGUACCAGUGCACUGUGACCCUGGUGAGCGCUGGCGCUGAGGUCAACGAGCCUGACCAGACAGGCUGCACUCCCCUGCACUACUCUGCCGCCUCCCAAGCCUUCAGCAGGGUUGAUCGUCAUUUUUCUGGAAACCAUCAGAACGAUGAAGAUGAGGCGAAGGAGUCGUACUUCUGCUUGGAGCAUCUUUUGGACAACGGUGCUGAUCCAUCCAUGGUCAACUCAAAGGGUUACAGUGCUGUUCACUAUGCAGCUUAUCAUGGCAACAAGCAGAACUUGGAGUUGCUUCUGGAGAUGUCCUUUAAUGCACUUGGAGACAUAGAAAGCAGCAUUCCAGUCAGUCCUCUGCAUCUUGCUGCUGAUAAAGGCCACUGGCAGGCGCUGCGUGUGCUGACGGAGACUGCAGCCUACGUGGACAUGCAGGACGCUGCAGGACGCUCUGUGCUCUACCUGGCUGCGCAGAAAGGCUUCGCCCGCUGUGUGGAGGUGCUGUUGGCUCAAGGGGCUUCCUGUCUCCUCAAUGACAACCGCCUCAUGUGGACACCAAUUCAUGUUGCAGCUGCCAACGGUCACUCAGACUGCCUGCGCAUGAUGAUCGAUUAUGGAGAGGAGGGGGAUCUCACCAAUGUCGCAGACAAAUUUGGCCAGUCCCCUCUGAUGCUCGCUGUUCAGGGAGGUCACACCGACUGUGUCCACUACCUGCUGGAGAAGGAUGCCUUGCCAGAUGCCAAUGACAAGAGAGGCAGAACAUCUUUGCACAGAGGGGCGGUGCUGGGCCAUGACGACUGUGUGACAGCCCUGCUGGAGCACAAAGCUUCUGCACUGUGUCGGGACACCCAGGGUAGGACACCUCUGCACUACGCUGCAUCCAGAGGCCACACAGAGAUCCUGGCCAGUCUGGUGCAGGCCGCCGUGGCAGCAGACCCACAAGAUAAACUGCUGGACAUUAAACAAUACACUCCAUUACACUGGGCUGCUUACAAAGGGCAUGAAGACUGUUUGGAGGUUUUACUUGAAUUCAAAACAUUUAUCCAUGAAGAGGGAAACCCUUUCACCCCCCUGCACUGUGCUCUGUUGAAUGGCCACAGCGGUGCUGCAGAGAGGCUGCUGGAAUCUGCUGGGGUCCACAUGAUUAACACCAGAGAUGCCAAAGGACGGACCCCACUGCAUGCUGCUGCAUUUGCUGAGGAUGUUGCAGGACUUCAGCUGGUGCUUCGCCACGGGGCAGAGAUCAAUACAGUGGACAUAAGUGGACGUUCCGCUCUGAUGAUAGCUGCUGACAAGGGACACAGUGGAACCGUGGCCAUCCUCCUUCACCGGGCCAAGGCUGACCUGACACUGCUGGAUGACAACAAGAACACUGCCCUGCACCUGGCCUGCAGCAAGGCUCAUGAGAUGUGCGCCCUGCUGAUUCUGGGAGAGAUCCACAGCCCGACACUCAUAAACGCCACCAACAGUGCUCUGCAAAUGCCCCUCCACCUUGCAGCACGCAACGGUCUGGCUACGGUGGUGCAGGCACUGCUGAGCAGAGGAGCUACUGUGCUGGCUGUGGAUGAGGAAGGCCACACCCCAGCCCUGGCCUGCGCUCCCAACAAGGACGUGGCCGACUGCCUGGCUCUGAUCCUCUCUACCAUGAAGCCUUUCCCCCAGCGGGACCCUUCCUCCUGCUCCUGCUCCUCCCCCACCGUCUCCCCCUCCCCGGGUCUCAACUUGCUGAAGCACUGCGGCAUCACCGCCACCUGCGCCCCCCUGCCGAGCAACGGCCUCCACAACGGCUACGUCAAAGACCGUCACGGUGCACCGGUUGGCCUGGACGGGUGUCUGUCUGAGUGAGGUCACGCGCCCCCCUCAGUCAGCUGCUAUCACCAUCAUCACCACCAGAGGGGGGGAGGGACUCCCUUUAACAUGGCCCAGAGGACCAGGAGAGCACCCACCCACAUGUCUGUUCUGUGUAUGUAUGUGUUUGUGUGUCUGUGUGUGCGUGAGUGUUUGGUCUUCUCUUGAGGUGCAGUCAAACCUAAUAUGCAAUUAGAUCCCAUUCCUCCAUCUCCCGUAGUGCUUAAAACUUAGAGGCAGAUUGCUCUACAAGGUCACUCAGAGGAAAAGUGGCAUCCAAAACAAACUUUAGCAAUCUGGCCAUCUGAAAUCAUUUAACCCUUUAAAACCAUGUUGACAUCCUUAUAUAACCUGACAUCUAAGAGCAUGGAAAUCUCUGUAUCCUCGACUGUCUUUCUCUUCAUAUCACUCAGUAUAAAGUCAUAUCAUGUUUAAUCAGCCGUGGUGACCUUGUAGAGGAACGUACAGCCUUCCCAAAAGAGUGAUUGAUUUUUUUUUUUUCUUCUCUUUUUUGUUUUUAAGUGUGCGCUAGCUUAGAUUUUUAUGAAGGAACCAAACAAGGGAAAAAAUCUAACUUUUUUUUUUUUUUUGCUUAAGAGUGCAAUGCUUAUGUACUACAGUACAAUCCGAAAAUUUGGAAAAGGGUCACAAAGAAUUCCAUAGUGUACUUAAAACGUAUGGCCUAGAUUUGUUUGGCAUUUUAAGAUAAUUUGGUAAUGCUGCUGAAUACAUACGCAUGUCUCCUUCCAAAGGAGGGCCAUGCUCGGGUCAGCGUUUGUAACAUCGAUUUGUUCUUGAUGCUGACUUCAUGUUUUAAAGAUGCUAAAUAAGUGUUUGUUAAGCUAGAAUGUUUCUAAGCAUAUAACUUAUGACCAAAGUUGAUCAACACUAUUAUGGCUAUAAAUUAUUUAUUUGAGAUGAACUGUACUGUAUAGAGAAAGACAAUAGAUCUUGAUAUACCUCGUCAACUCGUUUAGCAGCUGCUUCAUCUUCACCCAGGGUCCGUUGGCCUAAUGUUCUCUUUUUGUAGGACUGGAGAACUACUGUAGGAUAGUGACUGACUGAGGCCUUGUUUAUUAUUAGAUGAAGGCUUUACUAGUAAUAUCUGCCAACAACACCUCAUCAAAGCAUCAUAUAUCUGAGCACAUAAAUGAACAAGCCAUUUCAAUUUAUUUCCCAUCUCCUUUUAACAGUGUUUUUUGAAAAAGGAAAAAAAAAAAGAUUCCAGAAUUUGAAAGGCCUAACAACAAGAGAGCGAUCAGUUUUGUUUUUAGGCACUCAUACCUUCUUCUUUUUCUUUUUUUUUUUGUUUUCAUUUCUUUUGAUUUUGAAGUUGAAGUGAUCAUCAGCAUUGUGGUUUUUAACACGCUCUCACUACAGGAGAUUUUUUAUUUUUUUUUCUCUGAGCUGGUGAUCUAGUCUUAAACAUCUGAUAGCUCAUAUCUCAACCUCUCGGUGAUCAAUUUGAACAAAUACAAGUAUUUUCUGCUGUUUUUUAUUGGGCAGUUUUCAAGCAAUAUUUUCUUUUGGCCUUUUUUUUCUUUAACCUUAUUGAAUAGACAAUCACUGUCACAAGGGCUUUUGUUUCCCUGGAAUGUGUUUUGAUUUUUGUUUUUUUUUUGUUUUUUUGAUGAUUUCAUGAAAAAUUAACCUAAAGACUAAACGAAUGGCUCUGUGUGUGCCGGGCAUUUUACUGUCAGUGUCAACACAAAUGCACUGGAUUGCCUUUAUGGCAUCUCAUGAAAUGCCUUUUGACCCAUGCCUUCCGUAACACAUCAUUUCAGUUGGAUUGCGUAAUGGCAGCGUACGACGAGCCCUGAGACUGACUAUCUUUUUCCACCUAUUUGAUUGCAACGGCAUUGAACCACAGUUGCACCACAGUGGAAAAAAAAAAAAGUGCCCGGCAUAUCUUUAUGUGUCCUGGCGUUAUCAAUAACUGGGGAGUUGAUAUCCCUUUUUCAGAAGCAAAUAGGGCUAAGAGGAAAAAAGGAGAGGGAUCUUUGCUUAGGCCAAUACCUGUUGUUUAGAUUUCAGGAAUAGCAGAAAUCCAAAUAUGUGGUUUUUUUUAGUGUUCAUUUUGUCGUCUCCUCAUCCCAUUUCUGGUACUAAGCAUACUAAAGAUGAUUGUAUCGGACCACUAGAGCUGUUUGUGACUUUUAGAUGUUAUACCUAUGCUAUUUUAUUAGACCAUCUGCUGGUGGUUAAAUUACACUGAGUCGGAUUGUUUUCAUUGGUGUGAGAACUUCAUAUCCACUGGUAAUGAAGUGGCACAAUUGCACACAUUAGUUGACUGGAUGAGAGAUGAGGACCUAGACUAGGAUUGUGACGUUAAGUUCCCCCUGCGAUAAAAUCUUUGUACUUGAUUUACUAAAGCUGACAUCAAAUUCCUUUCAGAGCGCUGAUUUUUCUCACUUAGUGUCAUAGUUUCAUAGUUGGCAUUUCAAUUGACCUCAAUAACUUGAAAUGGAACUAAUUGGUGACCCCACAGCCUUUCUCUUCUCUUGAUGGAUUUCUAAUUUCAGGAGAGCACUUAUAUUAUUACUAAUAUUAGUGAUAGGUACAUAACAAUUUGUAAUCUCAGGAUCUGUGCUGAAGCAGCGAACAGAAUUUUAUUAAUCCAAUCAGAUCUCAGCAGGAAGAUUAUGUCGACAUUUAUUUUUGGUGGGAUUUUCCAUAAUUUAAUUCCUUUUUAACCCUAAUCCCACAGCACUUAAUUAGAUAGUCAAGCACGCACUUUAGUACAUUCAGGUUCUAAGUGUGCAAAAUAGAGCAGAUGUUAAUGUAUGUACUUAUGUUUACAUGCAUGUGUGUUGCUGCUGAAUACAGGAAGGAAAGGGUUGCAAAAGACAAGCAAAGGCUGCAACAAAAUUGUACUCUUUCAAUGCAUUAUUCAAAAAGGAAAAAAAAAGUGUCUCUAAGUACUUCGGGGCGGUAUCCACUGCCCGCUGAGUUUUUUUUUUCUUGUGUUCACUCACUCUGGGCAAACAGACCCUUAAAAAGUGACAAGGUUACAUGACCCAGCCUACUGUUAAUAACAGACUCUGGCCUAAGUCACCUAAAGUCAGUGCACCUCUGGCAGGCUCCUUAAAAUACUCUACAUACUGUCUCUGCCAUCUGUAGGUGCUGUCUGCUCGGGCAGGGAAGUUUUCUCUCUCUUGUGAUGUCCUUAUCUGACCAGUAAAUGGAGCCAUUGCCGCUGCAACUGUA
Notolabrus celidotus (New Zealand spotty) is the source of this 6796-nucleotide messenger RNA. RefSeq names its product ankyrin repeat domain 52a (gene ankrd52a). The record is from RefSeq and is a predicted model, not a curated record. NCBI's taxonomy places the organism in Eukaryota, Metazoa, Chordata, Actinopteri, Labriformes, Labridae. The transcript has 28 exons. The coding region runs from base 353 to 3586 and encodes 1077 amino acids. Gene Ontology annotation, molecular function: protein binding.